AUCCAAUUGUGCCCAUAGAAAUCAAUCACCCACUUCCUUGAACCCUCACAUCGUCGCCAACGCCUAUUGAGCCAUGGCUUCACGAGUGUUCAUGCGGACGGUAUGUACAGUACUCCGACUUGAUCAAUUGACCCAUUUCUGACUAUCCUCGCAGCGAUUUGCUCCCGUAGCAACCGGCGCUGUCCUUGCAGCCGGAGCGUUGUUCCCGCGAACCACUCUGCACGCAGAGUCUCCAAAUGGGUCCGGAGUAAGAUGGCAAAUCCAUGAUUUCUUGAGCCCGAGCUAAAGGGGUUUACAGGGCAGAAAACCAAUAUAUGACGACUACGAGGACGAACCAGCCCCUCCAGCAGCCAUAACUCGCCCAUCCCGCGCAGCUCCAACCCACACCCCAACGAAAUCCACAUCACCAACACCCACCGAUCGAUUGGCAGUUCAGAUAGGGAAGACGCGGAUGUUCUUAUAUGCCCAUGCGGCUGUGGCCGAGAAUAAGGUCAACGAGAUGAUGGAUUUAGCAUUAGACCUCGAAUCUAGUUUCACCAGCACAAUUGCCUCCUUAGCACCCGCACCACAAACGGGCGAGAAACUGAUGCCAGGCUCAAUAUACGUACUUGUAGCAGCCAUGACAGGAAGCAUCGUUUCCCGCAAUCGAAAUAUCAUGUUGAGGGCUGUGGUACCGUUGGCAGUUGGUAUUGGGGCUGGUUGGGUUGUAUUGCCAGUGACGAUGCGCAAUGUUUCGGAUUUGCUGUGGAAGUAUGAGCAGAGAUUCCCUGCCAUUGCGGAUGGUCACAUUCGAACGAGAGAGGGUAUUGAGAAGGCGUGGAGGAUGGCAAGAAUUCAUACCCAGCAGGUUGUCACGAUUGUUGAUGAUAAAGUUACUGCUGGAAGAGAAGCUGCGGAGGAUUGGGUCAAGAAGGGGAAAUGA
Messenger RNA from Hymenoscyphus albidus, 922 nucleotides. The record is from the annotation of a GenBank genome assembly. Lineage: Eukaryota; Fungi; Ascomycota; Leotiomycetes; Helotiales; Helotiaceae.